AUGAAACGUCUUUCUCAGGCGCUGCUGGCGUUUGCUCUUGCUGCUGGGAUUCAUGCAGAGGUACAUAACCCGAACCCAUGUAAUGAUCUCGAUGGCCUUUCUCAGACCCAUACUCCGUCUGAGGUUGUUGUUUGGGUGGAUGAGGAUGGAGACACUAUUUGGACGGAGACCAACCGACUCCCUGCAACCACCCAGUUCCAAGACAAUGUUCAACCUCCGGUGACGGUUUCCCAUGUCCCAUUACCAACUCAUGAACCCGAGACGGUUCGCAUCCUCUUGACCAAGACCGAGACCCAUAUUGAAACAGUCACACAGGAAUUACCUGCUGUGACAAAAAAGGUAGAGAAGAAGUUGAAUGCUCAACUCGACGAACACCUUCCUCCACAUCCACCUGGUGUACCUGCGCCUGCACCACCGCCUCCUCCUCCACCACCACCGCCAUCUGAACCACUAUUGUUAUCUCCCAAUCCUCAAACGGAACCUCAUGAUGCGCCUCGUCAUCACCAUAAGCCGCAUCCACAGGCUGACACUCACCUCGAGAAACGCCGUUCUGGAAUUUCUUAUUCCCCCUACAAGGCGGACCGGAGUUGCAAGACCCAAGACGAAGUAAACAAGGAUUUAGACCGAUUAUCAGACUAUGCAUUCGUACGCAUCUACGGCACAGACUGCGGCCAAACCAGUACCGUAGCAACAGCAGCCCGUCGACACAAAAUGCAAGUCUUUGCCGGUAUCUACGAUCUAACAGACUUUCCCAACAGUCUCGACGCAUUCGAAGACGCCGCAACAACACCAGACGGCAAGAAAGACUGGUCCGUAUUCCACACCAUCACCGUCGGCAACGAGCUCGUCAACGGCGGACGCGAGGCCCCUGGAAAGGUUGCUGGCGCAGUCACGCAAGCUCGCACAAUCUUGCGAGGAAAGGGUUACAAAGGACCAGUCGUUACGGUCGACACUUUCUCCGUUCAUCUCAAACACCCGGAACUAUGCAAAGCAUCGGAUUACUGCGCAGCGAACUGCCACGCUUUCUUCGACGCUACGCAGCAACCGCACAAUACAGGACCAUAUGUUUUGGAACAAGCACACGCUGUCUCUGAUGUUGCAGGUGGGAAACGAACAAUUAUCACAGAGUCUGGCUGGCCACAUGCGGGCAAGUCCAAUGGCGCGGCUGUCCCUUCGCAGUAUAAUCAGCGGGUGGCGAUUGAGAGUUUGCGACGCAGUUUCGCGCACAGGAAGGAUGAUCUUGUUUAUUUCACUGCGUUCGAUGACCUUUGGAAGGAUGAUAAUCGGUAUACCUUCAGUGCGGAGCGGUUUUGGGGCAUUUAUGAUAAGUAA
This is a messenger RNA of Penicillium cosmopolitanum, 1332 nucleotides long. RefSeq names its product putative cell wall glucanase (Scw4) (gene scw4). Gene Ontology annotation, cellular component: extracellular region; fungal-type cell wall; cell surface. The transcript is spliced from 3 exons. Gene Ontology annotation, molecular function: glucan endo-1,3-beta-D-glucosidase activity; 1,3-beta-glucanosyltransferase activity. NCBI's taxonomy places the organism in Eukaryota, Fungi, Ascomycota, Eurotiomycetes, Eurotiales, Aspergillaceae. Gene Ontology annotation, biological process: cell wall organization. The record is from RefSeq and is a predicted model, not a curated record. The coding region runs from base 1 to 1332 and encodes 443 amino acids.